CUCUAAACCGGAUGUCAACCGCCGCUAAAGAAGCAGAAGAAGAAUUGCGAAGACGAAGAAGAAGACAACAUGGCGUUCAGUUUUGGCGGCGCAGCGGCUAACCCUGCAGCAACUCUUACAGCUCCUGGUUUUGGGGCAGCCCCCACCGCUGCUGCUGCACCAGCCACAGGAUUCAGUUUUGGCUCCACCAACACUGGUACGUUUGGUGGCUUUGGGGCAGCUGCAACAACUGCACCUGCACCAGGAUCCACUUUUAGCUUUAGUACUCCUGCCAACACCACAGGAGGCCUGUUUGGUAACACACAGAACAAAGGUUUUGGGUUCUCCUCUGGGCUUGGUACCGCGGCUCCUGCUGGGGCAACAGGAUUUGGAACUGGAUUAGGAACAACAACCAUGGGAGGGUUUGGAGGUUUUAAUAUCCAGCCCACUCAGCAGCAGACAGGAGGCUUGUUCGGUCAGCCGGCCCAGCAGCAGCAGGCUCAGGCUCAGCCCUCCCAGCUGUACCAGCAGGUCACUGCUCUGUCAGCCCCCACCUUGUUAGGAGACGAACGUGACUCCAUCUUAGCCAAAUGGAACCAGUUGCAGGCUUACUGGGGCACUGGGAAGGGCUACUACAGCAACAACAACCAACCUGUCGACUUCACGCAGGAGAACCCAUUCUGCAGGUUCAAGGCGGUGGGCUAUAGCUGUGUCCCAGUGAGUAAGGAUGAGGAUGGUUUAGUGGCCUUACUUCUCAAUAAAAAGGAAGCUGAUGUGCGAGCGCAGCAGCAGCAGCUGGUGGAGACUCUUCACAAAGUCCUGGGAAGCAACCAGUCUCUCACUGUCAAUGUGGAUGGUGUCAAAGCCCUGCCCAAUGACCAGACUGAGGUGAUCAUUUACGUGGUGGAGCGUUCUCCUAAUGGCACCUCCAAGCGGAUCCCUGCCACCACACUCUUCAGUUAUCUGGAGCAGGGCAACAUCAAGGCCCAGCUCGCAUCGAUCGGAGUGGCCAUGUCGGGGACGCGCACAGAGCUGUCUCCAGCUCAGCUCAAACAGCUGCUGCAGAAUGCACCUGCAGGAGUGGACCCCAUCAUUUGGGAGCAGGCUAAGGUGGACAACCCUGAGCCAGACAAACUAAUACCAGUGCCCAUGGUGGGUUUCAAGGAGCUCCUUCGCAGGCUGCAGUUCCAGGAGCAGAUGACCAAACAGCACCAGACCAGAGUGGAUAUUAUUUCCGGUGACAUUAGUGAACUGCAGAAGAACCAGGCGACAACAGUGGCCAAGAUUGCGCAGUACAAGAGGAAGCUGAUGGAUCUCUCUCACAGGGUGCUGCAGGUGCUGAUCAAACAGGAGAUCCAGAGAAAAAGUGGCUAUGCUAUCCAAGUGGACGAGGAGCAUCUCAGAGUUCAACUGGAUACCAUUCAGUCUGAGCUGAAUGCGCCCACGCAGUUCAAGGGUCGGUUGAAUGAAUUAAUGUCUCAGAUCAGGAUGCAGAAUCACUUUGGAGCUGUGAGAUCAGAAGAGCGAUACAGUGUUGAUGCAGACCUCCUCAGGGAAAUCAAACAACACUUAAAGCAGCAGCAGGACGGGUUGAGUCAUUUGAUCAGUGUCAUCAAAGAUGACUUGGAGGACAUUAAACUCAUAGAGCACGGGCUGAGUGACAGUGGACACAUGAGAGGAAGCAUCCUGAGCUGAGUCUAUCCUGCCAACACACUCAUACACAUGCUCUGACUCAAAAUAAAUCCUAUAAAAAGCUGUCCUGCCUUUCACCAAGACGAGUCAUAUUAUCCUUUUUAUCAUGGGAGCAACAAGGUCAUGACAGAGGAUCUGAAUUUGGAGUAGAUACUCUCUUGAUCAGCAUUUUAUCAGGCCCUACUAUCUGUACAAAACAAGGAAGGUUUAUACCGAACUGAUAAAGAGUGGAAAGACUCAUCGUCGAACAACAUCUGGCCUACCUAAUGUUUAAUCAGAUUAUGUUUAUGAGACUAUGUUUGAGCCUGCCCUGUGAACAAAUCUUGGGAUUGAGUGUGUUGUGUUUGAAUACAUUGUAAAUACAACUUUGUAUUUCUUUUUUUAUGCUGUUAGAAUGUAAUAAAUGUCAGUUAAAUUGUCAACAA
Trematomus bernacchii (emerald rockcod) is the source of this 2096-nucleotide messenger RNA. RefSeq names its product nucleoporin 54 (gene nup54). Gene Ontology annotation, molecular function: structural constituent of nuclear pore. NCBI's taxonomy places the organism in Eukaryota, Metazoa, Chordata, Actinopteri, Perciformes, Nototheniidae. The transcript has 13 exons. The coding region runs from base 70 to 1674 and encodes 534 amino acids. The record is from RefSeq and is a predicted model, not a curated record. Gene Ontology annotation, cellular component: nuclear pore; nuclear pore central transport channel. Gene Ontology annotation, biological process: nuclear pore organization; protein localization to nuclear inner membrane; NLS-bearing protein import into nucleus.